AUGCAAUCGAUCAUGCAUCAUCUAAGGUUCUCCGCUCUACUAACGUCGCUACUAUAUGCGACUGGGAUCCUUGCUAGCCAAGAUCCCAAUGACGUCUCUGUCUUGAUCAAAGAGGCCGCGCGCGCCAACAACGAGUCGCUGCUAUGGGGUCCCUACAAACCAAACCUCUACUUUGGAGUGCGACCUCGCAUUGCGAACAGUCUGGCUGCAGGAUUGAUGUGGGCCAAGGUCGACGACUUCGGUACAGUUCAGCAGAACUUUAGGCACACCUGCGAGCAGAAUGAGGGCAUGGCUGGAUAUGGCUGGGACGAAUACGAUAUCCGAAAGGGUGGACGUGAGACAAUUCACGACGCUGGCAAUACUCUAGACCUUACGAUCGAUUUCAUCAAGGUGCCUGGUGGCCAACAUGGAGGCAGCUGGGGCUUCCGUGUGAAGGGUGUUCCUCGCGAGGAUGGUAGCCCGGACCAGCCCGUCUCGGUGGUCUUCUAUACUACUCUCGAAGGACUGGGCCAGCUUGGUGUGGACAUGGACACCGUGUCCGAAGGCGCACCGCUGGAGGGCGACUUGAGGUUCAAUGGUUACUCUUCAGAACUGGGUGACUUCACCAUUGAUGUCACCGACGGCCCGAGCAGCAACGAGUACUUUGAGGUCAAUCGCCCCAGUGACGAGAGCAAGCCAUUGGGCCACGGUCUUGUGUCUAGCGCAACUAUGCCGCAGCAGCAUCUCUGGCAAGCUAAAGGCAUUCUGUUUACGCAGAUGAAGGGCGAGGUUGAUGAGGCCAUUAAGGAGCUUGGACCUGAUAACCCGCCGCACCCAGCCCAGCUGUUCACUAUCAAACAUGCGCCUGGAGAUGGCAAUGUCCACCUUGUUCAGAAGGUCUUCAAGGGUCCCUUUGAGUUCGACGUCCUCUUUUCCUCUGGUUCCGCCCCUAAGCCUCUGACUUCGGAGACUAUUACCGAGGAACUCAAGGAUGCUUCUCUCUCUUUCUCUGAGAGGCACAAGGAAGUCCUCGCCCCCAAGGCGCCCUUUGACCUUGAUGACGAGUUUUCUACCUUCUCCAGGGCCAUGCUUUCCAACCUGGUCGGUGGUAUUGGAUUCUUCCACGGUGACGACGUUGUUGACCGCUCUGGCUCUCCAGCAUAUGAUGAGGAGAAUGAAGGCUUUUGGGAGGAGACUGCCGAGGCUCGCGCAGCAGCUCAGCCAGUUAUGGAGGGAGCCAAGGAUCUCUUUACUUGCGUUCCUUCCCGGCCGUUCUUCCCAAGAGGUUUCCUCUGGGAUGAGGGUUUCCACCUGAUGCCUGUAAUGGAAUAUGACUCCGACCUUGCGCUUGAGAUCAUCAAGAGCUGGUUCCAUUUGAUGGAUGAGGAUGGAUGGAUUGCCCGUGAGCAGAUUUUGGGACAGGAAGCUCGUAGCAAGGUUCCCGCGGAGUUCACUGUCCAGUAUCCCCACUACGCUAACCCGCCCACCCUGUUCAUGGCUUUGGAAGCCUUCAUGGACAAGGCGAAGAGCAACAAAAGCGUCCAGUCCGAGAGCUUGGAUAACAACGAUCCCGCCGAGAGCCUGCGCUCUGCUACCCUGCGAAACCCAGAAUUGGCCAAUGGCUAUCUGCGCUCUUUCUACCCUCUGAUGAAGAGACACUACUCGUGGUACCGUAGCACUCAGCGCGGAGACAUCAAGUCAUAUGAUCGUGAGGCCUUUUCUAGCAAGGAAGGCUACCGCUGGCGUGGACGUUCCGUGCAACACAUCCUGACUUCUGGCAUUGACGAUUACCCCCGUCCCCAGCCACCGCACCCCGGUGAGCUGCAUGUGGAUCUCAUCAGCUGGAUGGGCAUGAUGACCCGCACUCUACGCCGCAUUGCGGAAUACUUGGGUGAGGUGGAAGAUGCCGAGGAGUUUGCUUACUAUGAGAAUGCCAUUACCCGGAACAUUGAUGACCUGCACUGGGACGAGAAGGAGCAGACUUUCUGUGAUGCGACCAUCGAUGAGUAUGAGGAGAGCGUUCAUGUCUGCCACAAGGGCUACAUCUCUAUCUUCCCCUUCCUUACCGGCAUGCUGGGCCCCGACAGCCCUCAUCUGAAGGCUGUUUUGGACCUGAUCAACGAUCCCGAGGAGUUGUGGAGCGACUACGGUAUUCGCAGUCUGAGCAAGAAGGACCAAUACUACGGCACGGAAGAGAACUACUGGCGAAGCCCUGUUUGGAUGCCUAUCAACUACUUGGUGCUGAAGAACCUAUAUGUAAGUCGGAUCUCCCUCCAUGCAGCAUUCUUCCAUAUCAUGCUAACGCUCGCCUUUCUGCAGGACACCGCUCUUGUCUCCGGCCCUCACCAGGAGCAGGCCCGGGAGAUGUACUCGAAGCUGCGGAAGAACUUGGUCGAGAACAUUUUCCGUGAGUGGAAGAGCACUGGAUUUGCCUGGGAACAGUAUAACCCCGAGACGGGCAAGGGACAGCGCACUCAGCACUUUACUGGCUGGACCAGUCUGGUGGUGAACGUGAUGUCCAUGCCGGAUCUGCCUGAGAGCAAACAGACCUCUCACGAUGAGCUGUGA
Molecule: messenger RNA, 2547 nt
Organism: Penicillium cataractarum
Lineage: Eukaryota; Fungi; Ascomycota; Eurotiomycetes; Eurotiales; Aspergillaceae
Gene: cwh41
Product: mannosyl-oligosaccharide glucosidase
Exons: 6
Coding region: 1-2547 (848 amino acids)
Biological process (GO): oligosaccharide metabolic process; protein N-linked glycosylation
Cellular component (GO): endoplasmic reticulum membrane
Molecular function (GO): Glc3Man9GlcNAc2 oligosaccharide glucosidase activity
Source: RefSeq, a predicted model, not a curated record